Molecule: messenger RNA, 1752 nt
Organism: Aplosporella prunicola CBS 121167
Lineage: Eukaryota; Fungi; Ascomycota; Dothideomycetes; Botryosphaeriales; Aplosporellaceae
Exons: 4
Coding region: 1-1752 (583 amino acids)
Biological process (GO): proteolysis
Cellular component (GO): fungal-type vacuole
Molecular function (GO): serine-type carboxypeptidase activity
Source: RefSeq, a predicted model, not a curated record
AUGCUGUCUCUUGCUGGCGGUGUCGCGCUGCUGCUCCUCCCUGCCGCCUCAGCGCAGUUCGUGCCCGCGCCGACGGACCUGACAAAGAAGCUCGGGUACGCGGGCAUCAAUGUGCGCUACAAGGAAGUGCCGACGGGCAUCUGCGAGCUCGAUCCCAAUGUCAAGAGCUAUUCGGGCUACGCGGACGUGGCUGAGGACCAGCACAUUUUCUGGUGGUUCUUUGAGGCGCGCAACAAGGAUCCCACGACCGCGCCGUUGACGGUUUGGAUUAAUGGCGGGCCGGGCUCUUCUUCGAUGAUUGGUCUUUUUGAAGAGAAUGGGCCUUGCGGUAUCGACAAAGAUGGCAAUGUUUACAAUAACCCGUACUCGUGGAACAACGUCAGCAACAUGCUGUACAUCGACCAGCCCACGCAGGUCGGCUUCUCGUACUCGAUCCCUGUGCCGGGCUACACGUCCAGCCAAGACGACAUCAUCGUCCUUCCCAACGGGACCAGCUGCCCCAGCUACGCCGCCGACUGCGGCACCUACUCGUACCCGAACCUGACGCUGACGGCCAACGCCACGGACGCCGCCGCGCCAAACUUCUGGAAGACGCUGCAGGGCUUCAUGGGCGCGUUUCCGCAGUACUCGCGCCACGGCUUCCACUUCACCACUGAGAGCUAUGGCGGGCAUUACGGGCCUGUCUUCAAUGAAUACAUCGAGCAGCAAAACGCGCUCAACAUCACCGGCGCGCACAAGAUCCAGCUCGAGUCCGUGCUAAUUGGCAACGGGUGGUUCGAUCCACUCCUCCAAUACCAAGCCUAUUACAACUUCUCGAUCUCGCCCGGCCACACGUACGACACGCAGCCGUUCAACGCCUCCGUCGCCGAGCAAUGGUACAACAACCUGUACGGGCCAGGCAACUGCGUCGACCAAACCAAACACUGCUACGCCAGCGGCCUCGCAUCCGUGUGCAGCGCCGCCGACACUUUCUGCGCCAACGAAGUCGAGGGCCUGUAUUCCCUCUACUCCGGCAGAGACGAAUACGACUUCCGCGAACUCACCCCCGACCCCUUCCCCUACUCGCACUGGGUCCCUUACCUCAACACCCCCCACGUCCAGUCCGCCAUCGGCGCGUUCCAGAACUUUUCGUCCUUCUCCCCCGCCGUCUCCACCGCCUUCAGCGGCACGGGCGACGACGACCGCCGCAUGGGGACGAUCGAGGCCGUGCAGACCUUGCUCCGCCAAAACGUCUACGUGGUCCUCUACUUCGGCGACGCGGACUUCAACUGCAACUGGCUGGGCGGGCUGGCCGUCGCCGACGAGAUCGCCGCCCCUGGCUACGCGGAUGCCGGGUUUGCGGACCUGGUCACGAGCGACAACGUCACCCAUGGCCAGGUGCGCCAGGCCGCCAACUUCGCCUUCGUCCGCGUCUUCGAGAGCGGCCACGAGGUCCCGUUCUACCAGCCCCUGGCCUCGCUCGAGCUGUUUGAGCGCGCGCUCGCGGACAGAGACCUCGUUACUGGCAAGGAGGUCGUGGGCGAGGCGUAUCUGACGAAAGGCCCCAAGACGAGUGACUUCAGGGAGGGGAACCGCACCGUCCAGUUUAAGGUGCUGCCGGAGGGCGCGAGGUAUAAUACUUCGUUGGAUGCGCCGGACCCGGCGACGACGACGAUGGAGGGUGUGCAGGUGGGAGGGGGGAGGAAUGAAAGGGCGAGGAGGGCGUUUAAGCCUGCGAGGAGUGCGAGGCAGGCGAGGCUGGGGAGGGGUUAG